AUGAUGAUCCUUUCUCUGACUCUCAUCUGGGCGCUCUCCAGCACAGCUGGAGCACUUCAGUGUCAAAGCUGCCAAAAUCCAGACUGUUCAACCACAGAACUAUUAACAUGUCUGACAGAGACCAUGUGUACAACAGCUUUGAUUCAAACCCCUUCAUUUGGAGUUACAGUCUCACAAAUCAUCAAGGCGUGUGCACCAUCCUCCGUGUGUCCAGCUACAGGCUCUCAGACAUUUUCAUUUAACGCGGGUCUUGUGCAGAUAGUUGCAUCUCUUCAGUGCUGCAACACAGAUAACUGCAACACAGACAAUGUACCUAUCCCUUCUGCUCAGCCAAACAGCCUAAAGUGUUUCACUUGUAACGCCACCACCUCUCAAUGCAACUCUCAAUUACAAUGUAAGGGAGUGGAGGACCGCUGCUUUAAAUUGAAUGGGAUGAUAUUACAU
Molecule: messenger RNA, 444 nt
Organism: Micropterus dolomieu (smallmouth bass)
Lineage: Eukaryota; Metazoa; Chordata; Actinopteri; Centrarchiformes; Centrarchidae
Product: ly6/PLAUR domain-containing protein 2-like
Exons: 5
Source: RefSeq, a predicted model, not a curated record